This is a messenger RNA of Drosophila virilis, 880 nucleotides long. RefSeq lists its product as uncharacterized. Lineage: Eukaryota; Metazoa; Arthropoda; Insecta; Diptera; Drosophilidae. The record is from RefSeq and is a predicted model, not a curated record.
UUCCGUUCCAUUCGUACUAAUUUAAACUUUUCGGCAGGAAAUUUGAAAUAAAAUUGUUCAUGAUUUUUAGAUGUUUUCUUAGCUUACGGAAAUGAAGUUGGACAAAAAUAAGCUCGCGUCGAGACCUCGGCUGCUGUUCACAGUUGGCGGCUACUUGGACACACUGUUGAGUCGUAUAUUCUGUUUCCUAGUUCUGAGCGCAAUAGCUUUGCUGAUUAUCUUUACCGUUGUCGUUGCCAUGGACGAUAUAGCCAAGCUAAGGAAAAGACAAAACUUGCGCUUGGAAAACUGUAGCGAGAACAAAACACGCAACGGUCGUUGUUAUUGGCCCUCGGAUUGGUGUCGCAUUCUGUACAAUUGCGACUGGAAAGAGCCAAUGCGCAGGCAAUCGACUUCCAAACAACAACAGACCCAGCAACUACAGCCAGACGUACCGCCGUGCUCAACAGCAGUGCAUAGUAAGUCUGAAAUUAUAAAGUUCCUGGUGCAUCAACACCCACGAAAAGAAGUGGAGCAACAGCCGCCUGUCGCCAACGAAGUACUGGAGGUGCCUUUCAACUUGGAGCAACUGGACACAUCGUAAAAAAAAUUGCUUUUUUUUGGAUAUUUUUCGGACUAUCAAUUGAGUAUGCGGCCACCUCUUUUAAAUCGGCAGCCCAUCUAGUCAUUCUUGUUCAAAUAUAUUUAGUAAUGCUUGUGACGUCACUCACCAGACCGAACUAUCGGGUCGUCCCUGAUUAGCUUACACUCAUAUAUAAAUAUAUACAUAUAUAUGCUCCUAGUAUAUAUGUAUAUAUUUAUAUUACAUAUGCCACCGGGCUAAUGUUUCUCAUCAAGAUUGAGACAUAUGUUGUCCCGGGUCAAUAUUUUAUUUAAAACA